Messenger RNA from Caenorhabditis elegans, 692 nucleotides. It is a transcript of the gene nhj-1, whose product is annotated as MRG domain-containing protein. The record is from RefSeq and is marked reviewed. Lineage: Eukaryota; Metazoa; Nematoda; Chromadorea; Rhabditida; Rhabditidae. The transcript has 4 exons. Bases 1 to 507 code for a protein of 168 amino acids.
AUGUCAAUUUUGGUCUACGAUCGCGAGCACAACUUCAAGAAAUGGUACAUCUACUGGAUUCCCAAGACUAAGAUGCUUGGUGUAAAAGACGAUAAAGAUGUCGUUUACGAGAAAAUGUGCACACUUCAAGAACGUACCGAUAUCCUCAAAGUGAGCAAGUCAUUGGUGGAGGAAAAGUGGAGUUCCCUCUUCUCUGAAAGUGGCCUUCAUAUCGAAGAAGUUUGUGAGAAGGAGCUUGUGCUCACGUUUGCACUUCAAAGAAAUAUUACUCUAGAGCGUACGGAGCUUUCUGGAAGAUUCGAUGAGUGCCUCUACUUGGAAUAUUUGCGUCUCAAGACGCUAACCAAUGUUUCGCCAAUGAAAAGAAAACGUACUGCCUCAACCGUCGAACAUGUUAUCAGAUCCGAUGAUAUCAAGCCCAUUCUUGCUCCAAAAAGCGAUCCUGUCAAAAAACGAACAACUCGUAUGGCUGCCAAGGCCAGUGGACCAGAGUUUGACGAUGAAUAAUUUCACAAUUAAUUAACCCCAUCUUUCUUGUUCCAUGAUUGCAUUGAUUCCUUUUCCUGUAAAUACUUAAUCUCUCGCAUGCAGCUAUCUCCAUUUGUUGAUUCGUAUUUUCAUGUAUUUCCCAAACUCGUUCAAGGUUCUCAAUUUAUUAUGAGAAACAAUCAUAUAACAAAGCAGUUAAUUUU